UAUACGGAGAACUCAAUUUCUAUCUCACACAGGUGCUCUCCGGGCACGGGUGCUUCCGGAAGUACCUUCAUAAAUUUAACUAUGAAGAUGCUACAGAUUGUCCAACGUGCCUCGGAGUUGAUGAGGAUGCCGAGCACACUUUCUUCGAGUGCCCGCGCUUCAGUGCUACUCGAAGCACCGUCGAGAAGGAGCUGAAUAUACGUCUGACCCCGGAGAACCUAGUGGAACAGAUAUUGUCGUCGGAGGCGGCAUGGAAGGCCAUAAGUGCCUUCGCUGCUGUCGUGAUGAAGGAAUUGCGCAGACGAGAGCGCGAGAGAAAGAAGAUGACGCCAGAACAACAGACAGCCCAGGAGAUAGCAAGGAACGCCAACCCCUAAUCCACUCAGACCAACCACAGUGGGACGGGGGACGUAACGUUGCUUGACAACGAUGGAGGAAGAGCUACGGCUAACGGCCUCUCCCGCGAAGUAAUACCUAUCGGUGGUGCCGCGAGAGAAUCAAAAGGCCACAGAGGAAGAGAGAGAGAAAUCUCGGGUUUAGUCAGUAAGGUGGUGUGCCAUCAGCCCGACACGCGGGACACCCGCGUCUAUCAGUGCAUAAAGCAUUCGCCCUAAACUCUUCAUUAUAAAAAACACACACACACACACACACACACACACACACACACACACACACACACACACACACACACACACACACACACACAUACAUACAUACAUACAGACAUCGCUCUGAAAAUGUCAGAAUAGCAUCCUAGCACCAUCAAAUGUCGACAUAUGAUGAAAACCCGGUUUUUGAAUAAAUCAAAAGUAUCCCAUUGAACGAAAAACUAAUUUUUUGUUAAAAAAAUGGCCAAAAAAAAAUUUUUAAUUUGUUUGUUUCUGAUUUUGAAUUUUUCUUCAGAAAGAGCGUUGAAAAUAAAAAAAAGUAACCCCCGUGACGUGAGAUUAUCACAACUAUAGUCAAAGUUAUAUCCUUUUUAAGCAAAAAUGAUAACUCCGGAAUGAUUGGAGAUAAAGAGCUAAAAAUUUAGCUGAGGACGUCUUUCUACAUGUAUGAAAACUCAAAAAAAAUCGAAGAGGGUCACCGUCGCAAUGUUGUUGAAUUGAUAUGGAAUGACCUAUAUACAAACUGAAUGAAAAUUCAUUACAUACGAUGAUACUUUGUUAGGCAGUGAUGAGAAGAUUAAAAAAGAAAAAGAAACAAUUUAUGGAACACAUUGGAAAUUGGAAGGAAGGUCAACUGUUUUACUGGAAAUUAACCGCUAUUCCACUACUCCCUGCAGCAAAUAUUAAUGACGCUUUUGAUUGGUUACUAGCAAAUACAGUUGCAGAAGUAUUAAACGAAUUCACUGAUUUAAUUGCAUACUUCCGUAGUUGGUGGUUACAACGAGUAACACCUAUUAAAUUAACUGUUUUUAUCCUAGAAGAUAUAACCAACAACGGUAUAGAAGCAUACCAUCGAACCUUACAAAAAAAAUUUGGCAGUCACCCUUCACUUUGGCAAUUAACAACUUGUCUACGCAACUUGCAGAGCAUCACGCGGAUUGAGUGGACAGUAGCAUGCAUGGGGUAUUCCGUUCGGCGUCAGACCGAAAAUCGCUAUUUUAAGUUGAAAGGAAUACGGCGUAGAGCAUGGACGUUAUACUCGCAAAAUAUUUUGGAAAUACCGACAUUUUUUGCUUGUGCUAAUAAUUUUUUGCGAGUAUUCCAAAGUCGACCUCUCAUAAGUGAAAUAAAUCAAGUUGAUCUUGUUUUGAAUAUACCACACCAUAAUGUCAGAAUUAAUCCGAUUCCCCACGACAAUGGAGUUAUGCCAAUAGGUAAUGGUCCUUUUGAUAUUCCGAUGAUACCUGCGGAUGCCCCAAUAAUUGGUGUCAUCAUUUUUUUGCUACGAAAUUUGAAUCAAUCGAAAUGUUCGAUAUGUAACGCAAGGGUUUGUAAUUACAUUAGUUUGCCAUGCUGGCAUUGGUUUGGGUGCGGUCAAUGUGCUGAAAAUGUUAGAGAACUGGUAAACAAUGAGCAAGCCGAUUUGAGAUGCGCGCAGUGUGCAAAUAUUGUGGCAGUAUUCAAGGAAAUAAAUAUAACAUAGAAUAGGAUGGAAUUAAUUAGAUUCAAAGCCACAUGAUAAAAUAUAUUGAAUAAACAUUUAAAAUUUGUUCCGAUCCUGACAAUGAAUUAACUCCAAACCAUACUCCGAGG
Messenger RNA from Microplitis mediator, 2201 nucleotides. RefSeq lists its product as uncharacterized. NCBI's taxonomy places the organism in Eukaryota, Metazoa, Arthropoda, Insecta, Hymenoptera, Braconidae. The transcript has 5 exons. The coding region runs from base 1177 to 2091 and encodes 304 amino acids. The record is from RefSeq and is a predicted model, not a curated record.